Arabidopsis thaliana (thale cress) is the source of this 1359-nucleotide messenger RNA. RefSeq names its product Kinase interacting (KIP1-like) family protein (gene NET3A). Gene Ontology annotation, cellular component: cytoskeleton; nuclear membrane. The transcript is spliced from 2 exons. NCBI's taxonomy places the organism in Eukaryota, Viridiplantae, Streptophyta, Magnoliopsida, Brassicales, Brassicaceae. The coding region runs from base 241 to 1050 and encodes 269 amino acids. Gene Ontology annotation, molecular function: actin binding. The record is from RefSeq and is marked reviewed.
AACUCCUUAAAAUUGCUCUCAAGGCGGAGAAGAAGAAGAAGAAGAAGAAGAAGAAGAAACGGCGCCGUUUAUUUAUUGUCUAUCUUGGUUUUCCACGCACCGAGGUUGGUAAUUUUCGGAGUCUCUGCUUUUUGUGUUACUGAAGAUGAAACUAAUCUAAUAAUUCAAAGAGUGAGUCUUUGAUUUGUAUUUUGCUGUUUUGUGUUUUUUGAGUGGAGAAAGCUUUAAGAAGAGUGAAAGAUGGUGAUGGACUCAUCAAAAUGGUGGUGGAUUGGAAAUCACAACACUACUAAUUUCUCUCCUUGGCUUCAUUCUACUCUCUCUGAAUUGGAUGAAAAGACAAAGGAAAUGCUGAGAGUGAUUGAUGAGGAUGCUGAUUCUUUUGCGGCACGAGCUGAGAUGUAUUACAAGAAAAGGCCCGAGCUUAUAGCUAUGGUGGAAGAAUUCUACCGUUCACAUCGCUCCUUGGCCGAGAGGUACGACUUGUUGAGACCCUCUUCUGUGCAUAAACAUGGCUCAGACUCGGAGAGUCAUGAGAAAUCAUCAACUUGUGAUGAGUCUUCUUGGUCUGAGGCUUGUGAGACUCAUGAGGAGUAUGCGGAGUCUGAAAUAGAUAACGGUGAAAGCAAAUGGGUCGAUGAAAGUGAAAUUGAUGGCAUUGUUGAGGAAAUAGAACCAUCGGAAGUCGUUUACAGUGAAGGUAAUGGAAAUUCUGAGAUGAUGAAGAUAGAGAUAGAGAGGCUGAGAGAGGAGAAUAAGGUUUACAGUGAAAUGGUGAGAGAGAAAGAUGAAGAGAAGAGAGAAGCUAUAAGGCAAAUGAGUGUAGCAAUACAAAUGCUUAAAGAAGAGAACUCAGAGCUUAAGAAACGUGUUACCAAUACUGUUGUUGCAAGGCGUAAUAAGGAAGGUGGUGAUUCUCAGAGGAAGCAACAGAUGUGGAAGCCAUUUGAGUUUAAGAAGAUUAAGCUUGAAGGGUUAUGGGGGAAAGGCUUUGGCAAUUGGGCUCUCCCAAACACAGAUUCUACUUCCAAAGAGCUCAUGACUCUUUAGAGGAGACAGAGAGGUCCGAGUGAUCAAGAACAGAAACUGAGGAACUUUCUCUAAAUAUCUUUGUACUCUGUGAUAGGUAGGGUAUACUCUCAACUAGUUAGCGUAAGGUAUAUCAUAGGAUUGUAGUUAUACCUAAGUCCAUGGAUGUUUGUUACAUUUUCUAUUGUUCGUUUCUUGUUUAAAUAUAAUUGUCUUUCUUUUGAAAUCAAUUGUUUUGUUCUUUAAUAUCUGUAAGUUUGUUUUCUUUUACUUUAUGUGUGUAAUAAAUGGUGAUAAGAAGUUGUUGUUUAAAAGGUUUGACCAUUAUUU